UGGAUCGCUCCGUAGAUUAUGGUGGGAUGGUCAUAUAGGGCUGUGUGAUUGGCCGGGGGACGGGAGGGGACAUGCUCAUUCAUACAGGGCUGGGUUUUGCUGGUAUAUACAGGGCUGUGUGUAUCUCCAUAGGCUGGUCUGUAUAGGGUUAAAUGGGGGGGCGCCGAUCCACACAAAGCUGUAUGGAUUGCCGUAGCCUGGUCAAUAUAGGGUUAUAUUGCUGGAGGGGUGGGUAAAAGACUCUGUGGAUUGCAGUACAAUGGCCCAUCUGGGGCUCUAGGACCUGGGGGCGGGGGUUGUGAUGGUACAUAUAGGGCUAUAUGGAUUUCGAUAGGAUGGUCUGUACAGGGCUGUAUGGCCUGGAAGGGGGGGUGGUCCACACAUGGCUGUAUGGAUGGCAGUAGAAUGGUCUGUAUGGGGCUAUAUGACCUGGGAUGUGUGUGUGCUGGUCCAUACAGGCUGUAUGGAUUUCGGUAGGAUGGUCUGUAUAGGGCUAUAUGGCCUGGAGCGGUGCUGGUCCAUACAGGGCUGUAUGGAUUGCAGUAGAAUGGUCCAUAUGGGGCUAUAUGGCUUGGGGAUCACAGUCUGUGGAUCCCUGCCUCCCUUCUCUCUGCUCGCCAGCCCCCUUGUCACUCCCAGGAUGAGCCGGAAGCGGAGGGUAGCCGAGGCAGGAGACGUGGGCCUGGCACUGGAGCUGCGCUGGGAGUGGCAGGACCCUGGCGGCACCUGGCAUUGCUUCGUGCCUGAGCAGAGCGAGGUACUGACACAGGCGGCCAGGGCAGGGAAGCCCAGCGUGACUGUGGGCUCCUGUGUGGACCUGCGGCGGAUGGUGCAGCAGAACGGACAGAUGGGGCAGGACAGAUGCGUGGCAGCAGCCAUCCAGGACCAGGACUCCUAUUUCGUGUGGUGCUGGCAGGGGGACAAAGAGGGGCAGUGGCUGCCCUACCCUGCCGAUACCUGCCUGGCGCUGGAGGGUGCGCGGCGCGGCAACGGGGGGCCCAGCCUAGAGGUGACGUUCAGCCAGACCCGCUACACAUUGGACACGGCCCAGAUGACCCAGACCAACGUCAGAACCGGAUACCAGCGCCGGAUGGAACGGAGGGAGUCAGAUGCUGUGGAUGACGAUGGGGCAUCUGAGCCCAGCUCCGUCCCUGGCUUCUCGUCCCCACAACGGCCCUCAGCACCAAAGAGACCCUGGGAUGGUGGGGCCAGCCCCAACCCCGGAGCCGGGGGAGAGAGCACAGAGGUCAUCAAGACCCUGAUUGUGAAGGGGAAGGCGCCGGUGGAUCCCGAGUGCUUGGCUAAACUGGGGAAGACCAACCUCCAGUUCAACAACAACAAGUUCUACGUCCUACAGCUGCUGGAGAACGAUGGGUCGCGGAGCUACAGUGUCUGGAUGCGCUGGGGGCGUGUGGGGCGGCCAGGCCAGCACAUGCUGGUGUCCUGCGCUGGGGACCUCGUCCAGGCCAAGGAGAUCUUCACUAAGAAGUUCCUCGACAAGACCAAAAACCACUGGGCCGAGCGGGGCAACUUCCAGAAAGUGAUGGGCAAGUACGACCUGCUGCACAUGGACAGCCAACCCCCCGCCACAGAGCUGAGCUGCGCGGGGGCCCCCCGGCCCCAGCUGGCCUCACAGCUAGACCCCCGAGUGCAGGCGCUGCUGGGGCUGGUCUGUGACCUGCAGGCCAUGGAGGAGAUGGUGCUGGAGAUGAAGUAUGACACCAAGAAGGCCCCUCUUGGGAAGCUGACGGUGGAGCAGAUCCGUGCCGGGUUCCAGUCACUGCAGAAGGUGGAGGCGGUUCUGCGAGCCGGGGACACCGGGCGGGCCCUGCUGGAGGCCUGCAACGAGUUCUACACCCGCGUGCCCCAUGACUUUGGGCUCCGGACCCCCCCAUUGAUCCGGACACGGCAGGAGCUUCAGGAGAAGGUGCAGCUGCUGGAGGCCCUGGGUGAGAUCCAGAUUGCCAUCAGGCUGGCACACUUGGAGCUGCACGGCCAGGAGCAUCCCCUGGACCAAAGCUACCGCAAGCUGGGCUGCGAGCUCCGCCCCCUGGACCGGGACUCCGCCCACUUCCAGGUGCUGGAGCGGUACCUGCUCUCCACCCAUGCGCCCACCCACCGUGACUACUCCAUGGAGCUGCUGGAGGCCUUCGCCCUGCGCCGGGCUGGCGAGCCCCCCUUCUGCACCAGCCUGCCCAACCGAAUGUUGCUGUGGCACGGCUCCAGGCUGGGCAACUGGGUGGGGAUCCUGAGCCAGGGGCUGAGAGUGGCGCCCCCUGAGGCCCCUGUCACCGGCUACAUGUUCGGGAAGGGCAUCUACUUCGCAGACAUGUCAUCCAAGAGCGCCAACUACUGCUUCGCCUCACGCCAGCGCGACGUGGGCCUGCUGCUGCUGUGCGAGGUGGCCCUGGGCGAGUGCCAGGAGCUGCUGGAGGCAAAUGCUGAGGCCAGGAAGCUGCCACCUGGGAAGCACAGUACCAAGGGGCUGGGGAAGCUAGCGCCCGCCCCCGCCAACAGCGUCAUGCUGGAUGGGGCUGCAGUGCCCCUGGGCCCAGCGGUGGAGACGGGCGUGACGAACCCCCAUGGCUACACCCUCAACUACAACGAGUUUGUCGUCUACGACCCAGGCCAGGUGCGGAUGCGCUACCUGCUCCAAGUGCGCUUCAACUUUGUGCAGCUGUGGUAAGGGGCCCUGGGCGCCUCCUGGGGAAAUGUCCCUCUGCCUUCCUACUGCAAUAAAUUUGGUACCCAUC
Molecule: messenger RNA, 2753 nt
Organism: Chelonia mydas (Green sea turtle)
Lineage: Eukaryota; Metazoa; Chordata; Testudines; Cheloniidae
Gene: PARP2
Product: poly(ADP-ribose) polymerase 2
Exons: 17
Coding region: 383-2686 (767 amino acids)
Molecular function (GO): zinc ion binding; NAD+ poly-ADP-ribosyltransferase activity
Source: RefSeq, a predicted model, not a curated record